AGCCCAGCAGCCCGGUGCUACAUAUCGUUUUUUUUAAGCAUUCGCAUUCGCCCCAAAAAUAAAAUAACCACUAUCAAAAUGGCAUUCAAGCUUGUGUUCUGCAUCGCCGCCAUGGCCAUCGCCUGCGCUCAGGCCAAACCCGGCGGCCCAGCGGCCUAUUCGAUUAGUGCACCCAGCGUGGAUCACGCAUCGGUGGGCAACACACAGGAGCACACAGUGAAGGGACACUACGGUCAGUCCUCGCAAUCGGACUACGCCAGCCAGGUGCAGACAGCGCACUCGCAGUCGCAUGUGCAGCGCUCCAGCAUCAGCAACGAUGGUGGCCUGGCGCCCGCACAUGGUUAUGCCGUUGCACCACAAGCCGCUGGCUAUGCCAUUGGACACACUGCGCCCGCUGCCCAAAUCCAGCUGGCCAGCAGCAGCAGCGCCUAUGCCGCGCCCACAUUUAGCUAUGGCGGACAUUAUGCGGCAGCUGCCGCACCCACCUUGGCCUAUGGUGGCCACUAUGCUGCCACUGCCCCAGCUCUGCAGUUGUCGGGCGCUGCCUCGCAUGGCUUUGGCCUUGGCUAUGCCGGCUAUGCUGCCGCACCAGCUUUGUCCCAUGGCUACUUGGCUGCCGCUCCAGCUCCAGCUCCGGUUGUGAAGUAUGCCGCCGCCGCCGCUCCAGCUUAUGCUCCCAGCCUGAUUGGACAUGGCAUUGGACUCGCUGCACCAGCUGCUUAUGCUGCCCCAGCCUAUGCCGCACCCGCCUACACCACGCAUCUGGCCGCUGCCCCAGUGCUUAAGGCUGCCGUUGCUGCCCCCGCAUUGGUGCACACAUCUGUCUCUGGCCAUGGCAUCCACUAUGGCUACUAAGAUGAUGACGAUGACGAUGACGAUGACGAUGAUGAUGAUGAUGAUGGCGACGUCGACGCAGUAUGCAGCAUCUCCAGUCCACCAUCCGCCAUCCGCCACCCGCCAGCCAACAGCUAUCAGCACCACCACGCAUCAUUAGCACCAUCACAACCAACCAACCAACAACAACAUCAACAGCAACACCACCACCAUCAGUUUCCCCCCGCACAUGGAGUUUAGCGACUGGCUAAAAAUAUAAACACGAGUAAUAUCCGUGGCGGUGUAUAACUGUAAAUUAUGUGACCUGCGGCACUUUAAUUAAAAAAUAACAACAUCCAGAAACGGACUUCAAAUUCAAAUUGGCGAAAAUUGCAACGUCGCAAUUGCAUUUUGCAACGUUGCCAAUUUUCAGUGCAUCACACAUAAUCUACUUUUAAGCACUGCUCAAUGGGGGGAAAGUCGCGUCUCUCGAGCACACACACACACACACUCACCUCUCUAAUGAAUGUCUAAUUAUUGUGUGUACUAUUAUUAUUUUUUUUUUAUCGCGGUUGAAUUUAUGUUUUAUUUAAAAGUUACUUUGUACAGAAAAAUGCAUGUGAAA
Drosophila nasuta is the source of this 1438-nucleotide messenger RNA. RefSeq names its product cuticle protein 16.5. Bases 79 to 855 code for a protein of 258 amino acids. The record is from RefSeq and is a predicted model, not a curated record. The transcript is spliced from 5 exons. Lineage: Eukaryota; Metazoa; Arthropoda; Insecta; Diptera; Drosophilidae.